UUUCGAUUUAGUAGGAUUAAAUCUUUUCCGAAGAUGUGUCCGAAAUUAUUAAUCAAUUGAAAAAAAUACUUUAAAGAUGAACCGAAUGAAGAAGCAUAGAAUCAAAGAAGAGAAAGCGACGACUUCCUCAUCUAGUCGGAGACAGGAGGAGCAUGAUUUGGCGUAUUUCAUUCACGACAGAGUAGAGUUGAUGCAUCAAGUGUUUUCUGUUUUGAAAUCGAAAGAACUCAAGUCUUUGGCCCCUGAGUGCGUCAGACGGUUAUCUAUAGACGAUUUACAGGAGUUAUGUUUGGAAGAACUUCUAGGAAUAAGUUCCAAACGACUAUGCGCUAUCCUGGACGGUGCGGAGCCCCCCUCAGACACAGACUCCUCUAGCCAGUCAGCCGAGCAGUUGGAGACCAUCUCUCUCGACAGCAUAUCAUCCGAUGAUGAGAUACUGAGCCAAGCUAGUGGUAAAAAGAAAAAGCACAAGCACAGACAUUCAAAGAAGAAACGCCGUAAGAAGUCAAAGUCGGGCGAUGAGGGUGAAAGUCGAGCCUCACGCGCCGGCCUGACCGUGCUCGAGUUGCUCGAGCUACAGGCCCGAGCUCGAGCCAUCCGCGCGCAGCUACACCAGGAGCCGUCCAAAACCGCCGAGCCAGCAGCGGAGCCCGCGAGCUCCGACAACGACGAGGUCCUCAUCAAGGAGGAGCCGGCGGAAGUGGUGGAGAUCAGCAGCGAAGACGAGAAACCGGACGUGAAGAGGCUCGACCAGCAGAUUGGUACAACUACAUCUCAAUCUAAUGAAUCUGAGGCAAAUCACAAGAAUGGUGACUCAAAAACAGUGACUAAAAGGAUAAACGAUUUAGUAAUAACAGUUCCACAAUCCAAACCGACCCGGAAAAUUAAACUGAAAAGGCAAAAGCCAACGAUGACUAAAGAAACAACAUCUAAUAAUGUAGCUGAAAAAGAAAAAGUUGAAACUAGCACUACUGUUAACAAUAAUGCUACAACUAAUGUCAAAAACGCUGUAACAGAACCCAAAAAAGAUAGCAAUGUUGAAGCUAAAAACAGAAGUAAGAAGAGUAAGAAGAAAAAGAAGAGGGUUAAAGAAAAACAAGGCAGUGACGAAGAUGAAAUAACUAUUCAGUUAUCGGAUUCGGAGAAAAUGGACCUGCUUGAAGAUUUAGAUGCAAAGAACUUCGAUACUGUUAGCUCCAGCGAUUCUGAUAGUUCAGAUGAUAGUGAAAAUGAAAACCAAGAUGAUGAAAAACAAAAUACUUCUGAUACUGAGAAACAGGCUGAUAAUUUAGGAAAUAACAAAAUUGAUGACACUAAAAUAGAAAUUAUAGCCGAACCUGAUGGAAAGAAAGAAGGUAAAAACGAUGAUGAAAUAAGAGGUUAUGUGUCUAAAGAAAAUGAAGGAACAGUAGAAAUUAAUGAUUUGCCUGUUAUAAAUGAUGAUAUUAGAACAUCAAACGAUACUAAAGAAGACGAAUCUAGCAAUGUAAAAGUGGUUACAGAAAUUGACAUAAAAUCAAUUACAAUCGAUGACAAUAAUGAGAGAGUUCAGGAUUUAAGUGAAGCCAAAACAGAUGAUGUUCAAAAUGAACAUAAUAAUGAGAUAGUCGUUGAAUGUGCGAAUAUAGAGAAAAGUGACGAUAAAGCGGAAAGCUCAUCUUGUAUACAAACAAAAUCAGAUGGUGAAAUAUCCGACAGAGAGAGCUCUGAAGUUGAAGCCUCGGAUGUGCAACCGGAAGUAGUAUGUAUAUCCGAUGACGAGCACAAGAAGAAGAAAAAAAAGAAAAAAGACAAGAAAUCUAAGAAAGAAAAAAAGAAAUCGGGUUUUCGGGAGAAAACUGAUGAAAACUUUUAUAAAGAUAAAUAUGCGGAAGAUAAAGAAAUACCUACCACUAUGAUAGAAACAAUAGAUGAUGGCGAUGAUGACGUGUAUGAAUAUUUAGAAAUUUCUGAUGAUUCAUCUUGCUACGAAGUGGAGGGCGUGUCAGUUCUAUCUAAGGAACCUACCGCAGAAGAAAUAGAAGCAUUUUCGGCUAAGAUGGACGAAAUUGACUUAGAAAAAGAUGAAACACUGAUAGCAAUACCAAACGAAAACUUAGAAGUAGAAAACGAUACUAAUGACCUUGAAAAUGUAUCAUGGAAAGAUAGAUACUUAGGAAGUAAGAAGGUAAAACGAGUAUUGACUACAUCGAAUAUACUAAAUGCUAUUAGAAAGAAGAAUAAAGAGUUGAAACAGAAGUUAGCGGAAGCUAAGAAGGCAGAGUUGGCAGAGAAAGAAGCACAGAAAGAAAAAGUAGAUGAUACACCGACAGUUGAAGAUGGUACUAUUGAACAGUAUGAAACUCUUGUAGGUUCUACCAAAUAUGUAGAUCCAGUUAAGGAAGUAGACACAACAGAAGCUAAAGAUACACAAAAUAAAGAAGAUUCUGAAAACAAAGAUAAUUUGAGCAAAGAAGAUGAAAGUGAAAAUGUCACAAAAGAAAUGAAGAAGGACGCGAAACAGCUGCUUAAAAUGUACAAGAGACUUCUGAAAUAUAAUGAUAUUAAUAAGCAAAAAGAUCCGAAUAAAAAGAAAAAGAAGAAACAAAAGAAAAAUAAGGAGAAAGAGAAAGUAGCUUAAGAAAUGAGUGUCAUAGACAAGUAAAUAACACAGACUGUACACCAUAAGUCAUACAACACUAUUUGUAUAUCACUUACUUUAAAGUAAAUAAAAGUAAUGCGUACCUAUACUGUA
Molecule: messenger RNA, 2734 nt
Organism: Cydia pomonella (codling moth)
Lineage: Eukaryota; Metazoa; Arthropoda; Insecta; Lepidoptera; Tortricidae
Exons: 5
Coding region: 77-2620 (847 amino acids)
Source: RefSeq, a predicted model, not a curated record